UUAAAAAACGCCCCGAAGCGGGGACACGAACACUGUUCAGGUGUGUGUUGUUGUGUGUGGUUCCUGAUCUGAGCGGAGUUUCUGUUUCGCAACCUUGUCCUACAUUCAAUUUAUCCGUGAAUAGCGUUCAAUUAUAGAAGCAACCAUACUUAUUCGCAAAGAAAUGCGAUCAGUUUGUUUAGUGAUCGUCAUUCUUGCUCUCAGCAUAAGCUGUGGAGACGCAGCCAAGAAACGGAAGAAGUUCGAAGGCGACUUCGAGUUUGCAGAUGACGCGCUGGACGGUGCCAAAAGGAAUGGUGAUAAGAAGACGUGGAUUUUUGAUCCCGAAAGUGAACUGUGCCAAGCAUUGAAAUGCCGCAAAGAGGAGCGGUGUCUUUUGGAGAACGACUACACCGCUGUUUGCGUCAGCCGAGCAGAGAUAAAACGAAAUGGUGAUGUAGUAAUCCCCAAAAGCGAAAGCCGCAGUAGCUCGACCACAACUGCUCGUUCGCUGGACGACGAGGACGAUGAUUACGAUAUCGAGGACGAUGAAGAAGAUGAUGACGUAAUGGAUAUCGACGAUAAAGAUACAAUAAAUUUGAAUGAGAACGAAGAAAACAAUGUAGAUGAUGACCUCGGCUUGGAAUUUUAUGAUCUUGACGGAGGAGAAGACAACAAUUCCCGAAAACUGAAAUUCACUACCCCAGCUUCGGCCCUGCUAAAAAAAUGUACACCUUGCCCGGUUGUUAAGCCGUCCUACAUCUGUGCAACAGAUAACACCACAUAUAGCUCCAUUUGCAAGAUGGAUUACGCUAAUUGCAUGCACGACACUCUCGUCAAAGUUGCUUGCAAGGGUUUUUGCCCCUGUCCCACCGCCUCGCAGCUCAAAAAAGAAAAACAGGCCAUGCGACUUUCGCAGUUUGAGAGCAAAUACAAGUCUACCAUCGAGGGUGCUAAAGAGCCUUCGGCCUUUAAACCCAAAGUAAUUUUUGCUCCCGAUGUGGUCAAAUUCAAGAAAGAGCUCUUUGGAAAGAAAAAGUCUAAAGUGAACGAUGCCGCAUCAAUGUUUGAUGCGUCGACUGACAAAUAUAGGAAACGAGGUUACAAUGAUGUCUUGAUUGAGAAGAAGGAAACCCCAAUUUCAUCUGUGGACACUGAAUGUAGCGAUACAACUUUCAACACUAUGGGUAACAGGCUCUUGGAUUGGUUUUCCGUGCUCAUGGCUCAACCUGGACAGAAGAAGCACAUAAAAUCAAGAGCUCAUUUCUCUUCAGCUUGUGCCAAAGAAGUCGUUUGGAUGUUCGGUUAUUUGGACAGCAAUAAAGACAAUCAGCUCUCAAUGAGUGAGCUGUAUGAUCUGGAACACAAUGAACGUGAAAGCUGUCUAAAACCUUUCUUGGAUAAAUGCGACGACAAUAGGGAUAUCUUCUUAACAAGCUCUGAAUGGUGCCGAUGCUUCAGCAAAGCCGACCGUCCAUGCGUUGCAAUGCGAAGGCGUUCUAAGCCCGGAUUGUUGGGCGCUUACAUCCCAACUUGCGAUUCAGACGGUUUCUUUUUACCUACCCAGUGUCACACGGCUGUUGGUACUUGCUGGUGUGUGGAUAAGCAUGGUGUUGAGCAGAACGGUUCGCGGGCUAGAGGCAAACCUGAUUGCGAACGAGUUUUGCAGAGGAAUGGCCUUAUGAAUUCAUUAGGUGACAAUGAUAAGGAAGAUUCGAUUAGCCAACUUGACGAUUCCGACGAGAUGGAAGAGGGGAGUGGAGAUUACUAAAUAGAUAUUUAGAGGCUUGUUUCUCGUUCCUUGUUUCUUUGUUAAAGUCCCCCUUUCCUUUUUUAAAACUAUAACUCUAGCUUUGUUCGCGCAGCUUGUAAUGAGAUUUCAUUUUACUAGGCUAGACGUCAAUUUUAAGAUGAUUUGAAAGUACCCGUUUCGAAUCUCAAAUCAGGCAUUCCGCGUUCUCACGGUGAACAUUUCUGCCGUUGUACACACCUCACGAAUUUUCACCAUCGCCAUGAUCAAUCCUGCCCUGAGAAACAAAUAUGCAAUACUCUUUGUAACCCGACAUGCUGCUGCCCGUCUCUGCCGAGUUAUUCCUAACUAUCGUAGCAUUCUAUAUCCAUAGCAAUGAUUUCCAUAAUUUGAAUAUGUCUCGUGUGACAGUUGUUUUAAUUAAUCUUGGCGGCAUCACUAAUUCAAAUACAAUUAAGUUGUAACGCCAAA
Daphnia magna is the source of this 2200-nucleotide messenger RNA. RefSeq names its product proteoglycan Cow (gene Cow). The transcript has 10 exons. The record is from RefSeq and is a predicted model, not a curated record. Gene Ontology annotation, biological process: establishment of protein localization to extracellular region. Gene Ontology annotation, molecular function: calcium ion binding; protein binding. The coding region runs from base 164 to 1750 and encodes 528 amino acids. Lineage: Eukaryota; Metazoa; Arthropoda; Branchiopoda; Diplostraca; Daphniidae.